AUGGACUCAGCCUGGCCAUGGCUCCAUUGGGGCUACCUCUGCAUGUGGACAGGUGCACUGGCAGUCACCUACCACCCCCCUCUCCAUGGCAAAUGGGUCUUCCUCGCCUUUCGGGUCGCCCUCGCUGUCUCGGAGCUCGCCCCGCACCUCGCUGCUCUCCACGCGCUCAUCGGCUGGGCGCUCUGGCUCUACUCGCCGCUGACGGCAACCGGGCUUGGACGAAUAGGGCUGGUAGCUCACGGUUUUGUGGCUGCUGCGCUGCUGCGAUGUGUUGUUCUCUCGUCGUAUGCCAAGCGGGCGGUUGAUCGGUGCUCGGAGGCGAGCUCGCCGAGCGUACGCGCCGCACUGCCGACGCCGUCGCUGCUCUCAGCCAAGCUCCUGACCUAUGCCGCUCUGCCGUUCCCGCUUGUCGCCUCGGGUGUCGACGUCGUGCGCAACAUCCACUACGCAACCCUCGACGAAGUCCGCAACACCCCGCCGCGAUACAAGCCGUACAAGAAGCUCGAUGUCUACACCGCGGCCAGCGCCCCGCAUCCGGCGGCCGUCCUCGAUCCGGCCGUCGCGGCAAACGCCCCACGCCCGGUUGUCCUCUAUGUCCACGGCGGGGGCUGGCACUCGGGCUCCAAGGACAUCCACGGCGCGACGCUGUGCUCGAGCCUGGCGCUCGCCGGCUUUGUCGCCGUCAACGCCAACUACGCCAUGCACUCAGCGCCCACUCUCCACGACGGCCUCGCCUUCCCAGCCCAGCUCAUCGACGUCAAGCGCGCUCUCCGCUGGAUCAAGGACAACAUCGCGGGCCACGGUGGCGACCCAGACUUUGUGGUCGUCAUCGGCGGCUCGGCUGGCGGCCACCUGGCCGCAGAGCUCGCCCUCACUCCGCACCGCAAGGACCUGCAGCCUGGCUUUGAGGGCUAUGACCUGCGCGUUCAGGGCUUUGUCUCGUACUACGGCGUCCUUGAUGUCUCCAACGCCUCUGGCCUCAUCAACAAGGGCUUCUACCUCUUCUGCAAGUACACCCUCAUGCGGGUCUCCAAGGCCGACGCGCCCGAGCUGUGGGACCUCGCCUCGCCGUACUGCCAGAUCACCGCAGCAGCGCCGCCAGGCCUUCUCAUUCACGGCGACAGCGACAACCUUGUCGAGCUUCCGUUCUCCGAACUCUUUGCUGCUCGCUACGCCCAGGUCACCGGAAAACCGUGUCCGCUCAUUGUCCUCCCGGGCGCCGCCCACGCCUUUGACGUCUUUGCCACCAUCCGCACCUUUUAUGCCUCUCACGCAGUCCACCGCUUUAUCCUCUCGCUUUGGGAGAGCUCGAUGUCACCGGCGUCCUCUCCUUCGGCCAUCCCGCCGCCAAGCCAUACGCCAGGCACCCCAUCCGUGGUCCGGGCGGCGCGUGGCGAAGGCAUUCCUCCUGGCGUCCUUCUCACGGUGGCCUGUUUGUAUCUGUGUGCUGGUGUCCUCGUCCUGGGUGUCAUCACCCUCUCGCUCCUCCUCUUCCCGCUCCUGCUUGCUCUCAAGGUCGAUGGCUUGCUCUCGUGGCCCUGGCCUACUGUCUUCCUCCCGGCGCUCGCCAUGACCUGCAUGUGCACCUGCCGAGGCAUUCGCAUCAGAGGCCUCGGCGUCCUCGUCCGUGUCUCGGGCGCGGUCUCUGCCUCGCUCGUGCUGCUGCUGGCGCUCCCGGCCGCCAUCGCCACUGCUGCCGCAACCUCGUACUCGUACCGCUACUACUCGGGAUGGAACCUGGUCUCGGCAACGUCGGCGGCCAUGGCUCUCUUUGCCUGGGUUGCAUCGCUUCUUGUUGCGCUGCGGGUCGACGGCGCCUCGCACCUCGCCUGGGCCGCCCCGGCGCUCGCCCUCGCCUACAUCCCGGUGACACUGCUUGUCAUCUGGCCGCUCCAGUGGCGCCGCAUCAUCCACGCCCUUCUCUUUCAGCUGCUCUCGGUCGGCCUCGACACGUCGGACCGCGCAGUCACCGGCGCGUCGAUCACGUUCCUUCUCCAGUCGUCGCCGGCCAUCGGCCGCCUCCUCUCGUUUGUCAUUGUCGACAUCCUCGCCACCUGGGUCGCCCUCAUCGCCACUGUCGCCUACAAGCUCCGGCAUCCGGCCGCGUACUCACUUCGCGCCGCGUUUAUUCCGCUCUGGAUUGGCGUCCCGCUCUUUGUCGUCAGCUUUGCUCUCUGGAUCAUGGCUGUCUCCUACACCCUCGCCGCCCUCGACCGCUCCAUCCAGGCCCAGCGCGCCGCCGCUGCUGACGCUGACGCCUCUGGCCCGCCCACCCUCUCCGUCCGCGCCCUGGAAGCGCUGGCGCCCGCGAGCCCCUACGAACUCCCGCUCACUGCUGACGCGCCCGACACCUGUGUCAUCUGCCUCGAGGAUCUGGUCGACGGCGAGCCCUCGCGCCGCCUGCCCUGCUCGCACGUCUUCCACGCAGACUGCAUCGCCGAGUGGGUCGCUCGCAAGGCCGAAUGCCCGACCUGCCGCGGCGCGCUCUCGCCACCCUCCGAGUCUGACGCCGAGUCUGAAGCCGAGUAUGACGCCGAUGUUGCUCGUGAUGCCGGCGCUGACGACGCGCCCGGCGCUCAACACGAUGUUCCUGUCGACACCGGCGCCGCAGGCGGUGCCGAGGGCAGCGACUCUCCUCAGGCCUCUCCUCAGCACGCCUCGCCGGCUCCUGCGCUCGCAAGCCUUGAUCUCGGUCUCUCUUCCGACGACGACGUGCUGGCGCCGCUCUUGUAG
Molecule: messenger RNA, 2733 nt
Organism: Thecamonas trahens ATCC 50062
Lineage: Eukaryota; Apusomonadida; Apusomonadidae
Product: esterase/lipase
Exons: 3
Coding region: 1-2733 (910 amino acids)
Source: RefSeq, a predicted model, not a curated record